Molecule: messenger RNA, 3454 nt
Organism: Eriocheir sinensis (Chinese mitten crab)
Lineage: Eukaryota; Metazoa; Arthropoda; Malacostraca; Decapoda; Varunidae
Exons: 8
Coding region: 183-1241 (352 amino acids)
Molecular function (GO): carbohydrate binding; galactoside binding
Source: RefSeq, a predicted model, not a curated record
ACCGGAUAUGUCGCCAUAGCCCGUCACCCUUUUGUAGCCACACGUGUCACACCGCUGCCCACGCACAGUAAAUUUCUUGAAGCCUUGAAGCCUGUGUCUGUUUCCGUGUGUGAGGUGGUGCAUCAGCUGUCUUGUAUCGCGUCCCAGGAAUACAAAACCAGGACACCACCUGAAGCAUAAAGAUGGGAUCCCCAAUAUAUAAUCCAGGUCAGCCUAGCAUGACCCCCAUCCCUGGAGGCUUCGGUCCAGGCAAGAUUCUCCAUGUCACAGGCACCUUCACCCCCUCUGCCAACAGAUUUGUCCUGAAACUCCAAUCAGGCCAGGCUGGGGAUCCAACAGAUGAGAUCGGUCUGUGUAUUUAUGGACGAGUGGCUGAAGGCAUUAUUGGCCGCAAUGCCUUCACAAGGGCAGCUGGCUGGGGGCAGGAGGAAGCCACCAGCUCUACAGCCUUUGCUCGAGGCCAAAACUUUGAUCUGACAGUACUGUGUGACUCUGCUGAAUUCAAGAUUGCCAUCAACCAGAAUCACUUCGCAUCCUUCAGUCACCGCACCAACCCAGCCACCCUCGCCUUCCUCAACAUUGACAGCACCAACCAGGACGUCACCAUAGCCUGUGUCUGGAUCGAGGAUAACCAAGCUCCACCGGCGCCCCAGCCAGGCUUUGCUCCUCCCAUGCCAGGCUAUGAACCCCCACCAUCCUACUCUGGGGGACCAGGUUAUGCCCCUGCCUACCCUGGUGCCCAACCCUAUCAACAAGCUGCACCAAACUACAACCAACCGCCGCAGUCCUACAUGCCAGGGGCUCCCCCAUCUCAAUACGGUCAUGCAUCCCCUAGUCACUCCAGCAGCAAUAUGGGAGGCAAGGGCCUGAUGGGGAUGGUUGCAGGAGCAGGAACAGCAGUAGCAGGGGCCUUGGGGGCAUCACAUCUGCUAGGGAAGAAGUCCCAUGGUCAAAAGGGCUACCCUGGCAUGGGGGGCUACCCUGGACAUGGCAUGGGGGGCUACUCUGGACAUGGCAUGGGGGGCUACCCAGGACAUGGAAAGGGAGGGGGCGGGGGUCUCCUCAAUAAGGUGAUGGGAGCUGGGGGAGCAGUUGCUGGGGCUUCCAUGCUUGCCAAUCCAAAGAAAGCCAUGAAGUAUGGGGUGCCCCUGGCAGCCAUGGGGGCUGGAGGCUACAUGGUGCACAAGGGCAUGAAGAAAGGCUUCCAUGGUGGCUGGAGCUCUGGCUCUGGCUCAGACUAGGAGUGAGGCACCCUCCUGGUGGAGUCUUGGUUCAAGGGGCCUUACCUGUUUGCAGACAGCUUAAGUAAUUGUAGUUUUAAGGUUUUAUAUUGCUUCCAGGGAUGGUUGUCAUGAUAACAAUCUUCAUAUAUUUUUCUCAAAGCACUACUUAAUUGUGGAGUAAGCAGUGAGUGGAGUAUAUUUUUGUAUUUUCUUCAUUUCAUGUGUGUAUGUCUGAGCCUAUGAGGGGUAAGAACCCACUACCCUAGGACACAGAUAAGUGUGACAUCCUGGUUACUAGAGUUUACCUUCCUCAGGUUUCUCCAGGUAUCCAUUUAACAGCCAGCCCAAAAUAGAGGAUGAACAGCUUGGUGAGCUGUGUGCUGGCUGUCCCAGGCCGGGAUCGAACCCAAGCCUGUGAACUCAAAGCUAGGUGUGUUAACCACAACACCAUGAAGGAACAUUCUCACCAAGUUGAAUGAGAUACACACCAAACUGUGAGUAGGUAAGCAAAUGUUUUCUAAAACCUUUUAGACAUUUAGAUUUUGCUGUAGCAUUAGACUAGUAGUGAGUGAAUGCUACUGAUCAUUUUAUUGGAGGUGUAAUUAAAAGAAACAAUCAGAGCAGUUCUGAUCUGUAUAGUCAAGUGCCUUACUGCCUUAUGGCAUAGUUGAGGCUCUUGCAAUGCUGUCCAAGGUAUGUUCGUGUGCUGGUCAUCACUCCAGCAUGUUGUGAAUCUCAGCUGGUUUUGACCAGUAGUAUUAAUGUUGGUUUUGAUAGUGAAUGCAAAGCUGCUCUGUCACAUCACAGCACAGGGAGGACAGAUGCUGUUAUAUUUUUCAGGAAAUUGCGACUAAUAUUAAUGAAAAUAUAUUUUUUAUUGAUUUUUAUAUAAAAUAUGAGGUAUAUUUGUAUAAUAUAUAAUAUAUAAAUUAUAAUUACAUAUAUUGCAAUAAAUCAUCUAAUAUACAGUUAUAUACAGUAGAUAUCAUAUCUAAGGAUGCCAAGUUGAAAAGGUCCAUUACUGGUAUAGAUAAAGCUAAGGUAAGAUUGGGGCAUACACUAUAGCUGUGCAUGGCCUUAGUGCUCAUCUCUGUUGCGUUGGCCCUUUAGCCUGUGGUAGGUAAGAACCUAUUACGAUGGGACACAGGACCAGUCUGACAUCUGGGUUACCAGUGUUUACCUUCUUCAAGUUUCCUCAGGUACUUAUUUAUUGACCAGCCUGUAGAGGAGGAUGAACAGCUGGGUGAGCUGCAUGUUGACCGUCCAGGCUGGGAUUCAAACCUGGACUGUGGUUUCAUAGCUAGGUGUGCUAACCUCUGCACCAUGGAGGCAGAGGGUAGAUACAUAUUUAAUGAUUAUGGUUUGAAUUUCAUAAUUUUUUCUAGUCCUUUAUGUCUAGAAUAGUACUAACAAUUUAAAGGUGUUCAUACAGGGAAUGUUUCCUACAUCCUCUUUGAAAAGAUAUUUGCCAUAGGCUGAUUAAAACUUUUGUCCAUGAGUCUCCGUCCAUUAAAAAAUUUACUUGGUCCCACUAGUCAACAGAGUACACUAGCUGAAUAGUCAAAGCUUAAUUUGUAUAAUAAAAUUUUCACGUACAUUUGAAAUCCUGGGAGUAAAACAUGGAAACAAAAUGGCUUGUCCUUUCAAAGUAAAGGCAUUAUGGUCAUCAGGCCGUGAUGUCUCGCUUGAGUUCAAGCCACGAUAUUAGGGGCACUGGGUCCUGCUUGGUCACAAGUUGGCUUGCCAUGUGGCUGCAAGCCAAAGCAAGAGGGAAAGGAGGAGGUUGAAGACUGAUUGAAGUGACGUCACACGUGAACAAACAAAGGAAAUGGCGAAAGACCAGAUGUGAAUAUCAUCAUUAGUUCCUAAAGAUUUAGUUACUACAAAACAUGUCCAUCGUAGAAUACAGGCUAUUAUAUAAUAAACUGAGUUAUGUCAAUGUUUGCCAUUUUGGAUCAUCUGAGUAGGCAGGUGAAAAGCCUGUUUUGUUGUGGCAUACAGCCAGCUAAUCAGGAGGCUUGUCAUGCUUUGAUGACCAAAAUAUGCCUUAACCCACCUAAGUUGUGUGUCUGUUGAAUGAGCGUAAGCUUAUACUUUAUUUGCCUUUCUUCCACCCUUUUGCAGUGCAUGCAAGCACAUGUAUAGCUUCUCUAUGGUUUAAGUUAUUCUUGUCAUGUAAUAUAGCUCAGUAAAAACUAACUAAUUAAAGGCUGAAUGACAAACUCAAGGAA